UAUGGAAAUAUAGAUAUCUCGUCCGAAAUCGGUCACUCGGCGCAACACUCAGCCUUUAGCCAUGCGCAGCUCAAAGCUGCUGGCUGCCUUCGGUUCCAAGGCUGAGACAGGGCCUGUAUGUUCAAUUGUCGCAGGAUCAUAUCGCACGAUACAGACUACUCCGAGUCAGGCUUUCACUAAGAUUCGAAAUGUGCAUCAAUUGAGAUCCUUUGCUUCUAAAUCAGUUUCCGAUGCGUCUCUCUUCCGUCAUAGUUCAAGAGCGAGUACUGCUCCAAUAUACCAACCACGUACGAGAUCUUCGAUAUUGUUCCAAGUUCGAUGCUUGUCCGUAUCGCAGAGAUUAAAUAACGCGCCGCCGCCAGCGACUCAGACUGAUCAAAAGGAAACCCGCAACGUCGCCCCGGUCAACCAGAACAAAGAUGAGGGAUUUGAGCUUUCCGAGAAGGCAGCUCAGGCGGCACAAAUCAAUUUGACAGCUAAGUUGGGAAGCCAUGGAAAAGACAAAGGGAAGAAACCUGCUUUUAACGAGAUAUGGCGGCUUUUGAAGAUUGCGCGACCUGAAGCCAAGUCGCUUGGUCUCGCUUUUUUUUUCCUUCUGAUUUCCUCUGGUAUUACUAUGUCUAUUCCGUUCUCGAUUGGCAAGAUCAUGGACUUGGCCACGAAAGGCGAUGAGGGAGAAGGUCUUUUUGGGAUGAGCAUGCCCAUGUUCUACGCUGCACUCGCUGGAAUCAUCUGCCUCGGAGCUGCCGCUAAUUACGGUCGAAUCAUUAUUCUUCGUAUUGUUGGUGAGCGUGUCGUGGCGAGACAACGCUCAAAAUUGUUCCGACGGACGUUUGUGCAAGAUGCCGAAUUCUUUGACGCUAACAGAGUCGGAGAUUUAAUCUCAAGAUUAAGCUCUGACACUCUGAUUGUCGGCAAAUCUAUCACUCAGAACCUUUCGGAUGGUCUUCGAUCUAUUGUGAGCUGCACUGCCGGUUUUGGAGCGAUGGCCUACGUCAGUUUAAAGCUGUCGAGUGUGCUCGCUCUUCUCCUUCCUCCUAUUGGUGUGGCAGCUUUCUUCUAUGGUCGUACUAUCCGCAACCUAAGCCGCAAGAUUCAAAAGAACUUAGGUACCUUGACCAAAAUCGCCGAGGAACGGCUCGGAAACGUGAAGACGAGUCAAGCUUUCGCGGCUGAAAUCUCAGAAGUCGGUCGAUACAACCACCAAGUUAAGAAAAUAUUCGAAUUAGGUCGGAAAGAGUCACUUAUCAGUGCUACCUUUUUCAGUUCGACCGGUCUCAUGGGUAAUAUGACAAUUCUCAUCCUCUUGUAUGUGGGUGGCGGCCUAGUCCAAUCUGGUGGGAUUACCCUCGGAGAGCUUACUUCCUUCCUCAUGUAUACUGUCUACGCUGGCUCAAGUCUUUUUGGGCUUUCGAACUUCUACUCUGAAAUUAUGAAGGGUGUUGGCGCAGCUAGCAGAUUAUUUGAGCUCCAAGACCGGGAACCUAAAAUAUCUCCUACAAAAGGAGAUCCAGUACAAAGUGCCCGAGGGCCUAUUCGCUUUGAAAACGUCACGUUCAGCUAUCCGACCCGACCUGCAGUGACCAUUUUCAAGGACCUCGAUUUUGAAAUUCCGCAAGGCUCUAAUGUUGCCAUUGUUGGACCCUCCGGCGGUGGUAAAUCGACAAUCGCAUCCCUUCUACUCCGCUUUUACAAUCCUGUUUCAGGUCGCAUACUUAUCAACGGAAAAGACAUCACAACAAUGAACGCCAAGGCUCUACGCCGCAAGAUUGGACUAGUAUCUCAAGAACCUGUGCUCUUCUCCGGUACCAUAGCAGAGAACAUUGCAUAUGGUGUGCCAGGAGCCACCAAGGCUGAGAUUGUGGCUGCUGCAAGACAGGCCAAUUGUCAAUUCAUCAGUGAUUUCCCAGCUGGGCUCGAAACGAACGUUGGACCACGUGGUGCUCAAUUAUCAGGCGGACAAAAACAGCGUAUUGCGAUUGCCAGAGCUCUUAUCAAAAACCCAGACAUACUCAUCCUUGACGAAGCAACAUCAGCACUUGACGCCGAGUCUGAGACUCUAGUCAAUAGUGCUCUUGCUGCCCUCUUACGGGGGAACAAUACGACUAUCAGUAUUGCCCACCGACUCUCAACCAUCAAACGCUCCGAUACGAUUAUUGUGCUAGGCAACGACGGCCGUGUAGCCGAGAUUGGGUCAUACAAAGACCUUAGCAGCCGUCCAGGCGGUGCAUUCACCAAACUCAUGGAAUGGCAAAUGACCGGUGGAGAUGUGGCACCUCCACCAAAUAGUCCGAAGAACAUAUCCUUCGAGGAACAAAUGGAGGAACUGGAACGUGAAGAACAGGAAGACGAGGGCGACGUCGAUAACGAUGAUGUUGAGAAUGAUGAAGAUGAGAAACGUCCCCCGCGAUGAGGGGGUCGUGACGUCUAAUGAUCCACGUUUCACCCUUUCUUGUGCCGAUUAUAGACAGUUUGACCUAUUAUCUUCAGAUUUUUCGUACCGACAAUAUCGAACAUCCCUACUCCCAUGUCAUUCAUAUUUCUAUUCUCCGAUACCCUUUUUCUGGGAAGCUCUUUCCCUCAUAUCUUUCUUGUUAUUAUUAUGUUCUUGUAAAAUUAGACCUCCCAUUUGAUAUAUAUUAUCACUUGUGGCAUACUU
Molecule: messenger RNA, 2659 nt
Organism: Talaromyces stipitatus ATCC 10500
Lineage: Eukaryota; Fungi; Ascomycota; Eurotiomycetes; Eurotiales; Trichocomaceae
Product: ABC multidrug transporter Mdr2
Exons: 2
Coding region: 62-2413 (783 amino acids)
Biological process (GO): transmembrane transport
Cellular component (GO): membrane
Molecular function (GO): ATP binding; ATP hydrolysis activity; ABC-type oligopeptide transporter activity
Source: RefSeq, a predicted model, not a curated record